AUGCGCGAGAUUAAGGACAAAGAUCUAUGCAAAAAACUUGUUAACAUGGGGUACGCAUUAACGGAGGCUACAUUUAACUACUAUCACAGAGAAAUAAGAAGAACAAACUUUGAGGCUUCAAAUUGGAUAGACAACACACAUAGGGAGAAGUGGGCUAGAGCAUUUGACAGAGGGAAACGUUGGGGACAUAUGACAUCUAACUUGGCAGAGGCCAUAAACUCUGUACUAAAGGCAACCAUAAACCUUCCAAUCACUACUUUGGUCCAGUCUACAUACUAUCGAAUGGGUUCACUCUUUGGUAAACAAGGAUACAAAUAG
This is a messenger RNA of Lathyrus sativus (Indian pea), 318 nucleotides long. The record is from the annotation of a GenBank genome assembly. NCBI's taxonomy places the organism in Eukaryota, Viridiplantae, Streptophyta, Magnoliopsida, Fabales, Fabaceae.